Molecule: messenger RNA, 1292 nt
Organism: Drosophila obscura
Lineage: Eukaryota; Metazoa; Arthropoda; Insecta; Diptera; Drosophilidae
Gene: ppk15
Product: sodium channel protein Nach
Exons: 4
Coding region: 1-1251 (416 amino acids)
Biological process (GO): sodium ion transmembrane transport
Cellular component (GO): membrane
Molecular function (GO): ligand-gated sodium channel activity
Source: RefSeq, a predicted model, not a curated record
AUGCCUGGGCAAAUAGAUGUGGCGGCCAAGGGCCAGAGACAUGGAGAUGGACAGAGACAGAGCCGCAGUUGGCGCGAAUUGGGUUGGAUAUUUGUAACCUACUUAAAGGAUUACUGCGCCAAUUGUACUCUGGUUGGUUUCUCCUACAUUGCCAAUUCCAGGCUUCAUCCAACGGAACGCAUCAUCUGGCUGAUUUGUGUGGUGCUCUCGGCCAUGGGCUGCUACUAUCUGAUCGCCGAUUACCAGCGCAGCUUUCCCAUACGAGCCGUCAGCAUUGUCUACGAGAGUUUGCCACCAUUUUCCAACUGGAAGUUUCCCACUGUCAGCGUGUGCGAAGUUGUCUACAAAUACGAUCUGGGACCCGAAGUGGAGGACUAUGUGAGAAGCUUGGGCAGAGACGUCGAGCUAUCUUAUAACUACGAUGUGGAGACACAUGUCUCGUUCAUACUGUUUCCCCAUCAAUACCACGAGGGCACCAUCAAAUCGCAUUGCACUAAAAUCGAAAAUUGUGACGAUUGUGCCACCUGCCCGGAGACGGACUAUCGUCAGUUUUUGACAAGGUAUGGGGCCAACUGCUCGGACGUUUUUAUCAAUUGCAAGCUAUCGAAUCGGGAGUUUGACUGCUGCCAAUACUUUCUGCCGCUGAUCACGCCCUUCGGCCGUUGCUUUAUGCUCAACUCGCUGCAGAACAAUGUACGCGGCUCGGAGCACUGGCUGCCAAACAUCCUGGAGCCCGGCAAUGAGACGGCCCUGAUGCAGCUGCUCACCCAUCGCCCGGUGCAGGUGAAUCUGCUCAACGAGGAGGAUAUACCGCACACGGCGCUGGCUGCUGUCGGGGUGAGUGUCACGGAUCCGGGCCAGCACAAGACCAUUCAGUUCAACAUGGAGUCAAUGGAGAACGACUUGGAUGUGCACGAGAUAGAGCCGAAGGCACGCAACUGCCUGUUCCCCGAGGAGGUGCUGCCGUUCAGUUUGUACAAGGCCUAUAGCUUCAGCACCUGCAUUACGGAUUGCACGCGCCAGUUUCAGAUGAAGAUGUGCGGCUGUACUCCGUACAUGAUGAAUCCCUUUGCUGAUCCGCGUUAUCCGGACUGCGAUCUGGCCGGCUUGAACUGUUUGGAAUCGCAUUACAUGGUCAAACCAGACGCCAGGCUGCUGCUGGGUACACAUAAUGGCAAGAGCAACUGCGAUUGUCUGCCCUCCUGCAACGAGGGCGAUAUACGAGCCAUUUACGAGUCAGUGUCCGAGUGAGUGUACAGCCAUCUAAAUGCAUUUGUCUAUCGUAUCGUCAA